Cladocopium goreaui is the source of this 896-nucleotide messenger RNA. NCBI's taxonomy places the organism in Eukaryota, Dinophyceae, Suessiales, Symbiodiniaceae. The record is from the annotation of a GenBank genome assembly.
GAGGACGGCCACUACUUUGCCGCAGCCUUCCGCUGGCCGGGUGAAUGUGUUCAAGGGCGAAGCGUGAGCAUGCCAGAGGGACUCAGUGAAGAGGCCAUGAUGGCCCUUCUCCGCCUACGCUAUGGAGCAGAUGAGCUGGAGGCGGAGUUUACUCUGGAGGUGCGCCACUUUGCGGAACUGUUGGAUUGGCCCAACGUGCGGAAGCGUUGCGAGGCGCACCUGGAAGCACUGCUGCAGCAAUCCAAGGACGUGGAUGGAGCCAGCUUGCUGGCAGUGGUGUCCCAUGCCGAGGAAAGCAGUUUGAUGCCGCCGCAUCUCAAAGCUGCAGCGUUGGCAGCCGCUGUGAGGCAAUGGUCGCGGGUGGCAGAAGCUGCCGAGUCUUGCCCUUCAGACUUGUCCUCGACGAGGCAGGCGGAACUGGGGGCCUUGAAUCGUGUCCGACAUCGAGAUGGCCACGUCUGCGGUAGUUUAGAGGAGUAUCUCCAUGCAGCUGUGGAUGAUUUGACCGAUUGGGAGCGCAACAUGCCGUUGGAUGCUCCUCAGUCAACCAAGAAGAAGCUGGAAGGUUCCUGGCAGCACUGGCACCAGAUCCUCUUUGAGUACGGACACAUCUUUGGCGCCGAGAAUGCCGAAAGGUUGCGCGAUCGCGUGCGCACCCGGCGCCGAGAACUCUUGGAAGAUCGGAAGCGACAACGAGGUGAAACGCUGAGACUGCCUGAGGGCAAAGUUUGGUUCGAGGCCACAACGGAAUGGCAAGAAGUGCCGCCCAAUGGGAUUUGUGCCGCUGGCUUAGAGUACCGCCUGGACAUGCAGACCGGAAGGAACUUUGCCCGUUUGGCCAUGUGAGUCCCGGGGCUUUCGCCGAAGAAACGGCUGGGCCACUGGGAUCUCCGCGC